AUGACCUCGAAGCCGACGAGUCUGAGAAUUCUCGCUGGCUCACAAGCGCGGACUCUUCAUCAAGAGUCGGAUCGAUCCGAACAACUGAAGACUGGUGUGGAAGCCAAAGGCAUCAAGGCGGGCAAAACGGUUGAUAAGAAGACGCUCCAGCACUUUUUCGAGACUGCAAAAGAUUCUGCAAUUGAGACCGUCGGUCUUUCUGAUGCCAAAAACCCACAUAGCAGCCGCAUCCCUAGGCCAGCUUGGCUGGGAUGA
Aspergillus fischeri NRRL 181 is the source of this 255-nucleotide messenger RNA. RefSeq lists its product as uncharacterized. The transcript is spliced from 2 exons. Bases 1 to 255 code for a protein of 84 amino acids. NCBI's taxonomy places the organism in Eukaryota, Fungi, Ascomycota, Eurotiomycetes, Eurotiales, Aspergillaceae. The record is from RefSeq and is a predicted model, not a curated record.